CCCCGCAGCCCGCCCGCGCUCCCGCGUCUUGUUCAGGGCGAUGCCCCCGCUCUGGGCCCUGCUGGCCCUCGGCGGCCUACGGCUGGGCGUGGGUGUGAACCUCCAGCCCCAACUGGCCAGCGUGACCUUUGCCACCAACAACCCCACCCUCACUACUGUGGCCUUGGAAAAGCCUCUGUGCAUGUUUGACAGCGCGGCGACCCUCAAUGGCACCUAUGAGAUCUACCUCUAUGUCCUGGUCAACCUCGCCAGCUCCAGGAACGCCUCGGUGCAGGACGGCGCCAGGGCCCCGCUGAGCUCCACGGUCCAGCAGACAGAGGGAGGGAGGACAGGCCCCUAUAAGGCCGCGGCCUUUGGCCUGAUCCCCUGCAGUGACCUGCCCAGCUUGGACGCCGUGGGGGAUGUGGCCCGGGCCUCGGAAAUCCUGAACGCGUACCUCGUCAGGGUAGGCGCCAACGGGACCUGCCAGUCAGACCCCAACUUCGGGGGUCUCUGCAACGCGCCCCUGUCAGCAGCCACGGAGUACAGGUUCAAGUACGUCCUUGUCAAUAUGUCCACGGGCUUGGUGCAGGACCAGACCCUGUGGUCCGACCCCAUCCGCACCAACCGGCCCACCCCGUAUGUGGCGAUCGACACGUGGCCGGGCCGGCGGAGCGGGGGCAUGAUCGUCAUCACGUCCAUCCUGGGCUCCCUGCCCUUCUUCCUGCUGGUCGCCUUUGCCGGCGCCGUUGUCCUCAGCCUUUUGGACACGGGCAGCUCUGACCAGGAAACGAGGACGCACGACUCCCAGAUCACGCAGGAGGCCGUCCCCCGGUCCCUGGGGACCUCAGAGGCUGUGUACACGUCUGUGAACCGGGGGCCGCCGCUGGACAGGGCUGAGGUGUACACCAGCAAGCUGCAGGACUGAGCCCGGGCUCCUCGCCUAGGGGGCUGCGGGCAGAAGGUGCCUGCGUCCUGACCCCAGCCUCGGAGAAACAGGGCAUGUUGGUCCUACGUGCAGGAAGGCCUCUAAUAAAAUCUCCCCAAGAUUCUGA
This is a messenger RNA of Nyctereutes procyonoides (raccoon dog), 1034 nucleotides long. It is a transcript of the gene UPK3A, whose product is annotated as uroplakin 3A. Lineage: Eukaryota; Metazoa; Chordata; Mammalia; Carnivora; Canidae. The record is from RefSeq and is a predicted model, not a curated record. Bases 41 to 907 code for a protein of 288 amino acids. The transcript has 6 exons.